Stegostoma tigrinum is the source of this 1859-nucleotide messenger RNA. It is a transcript of the gene vbp1, whose product is annotated as von Hippel-Lindau binding protein 1. Gene Ontology annotation, biological process: protein folding; microtubule-based process; tubulin complex assembly. Bases 48 to 632 code for a protein of 194 amino acids. Gene Ontology annotation, molecular function: tubulin binding. The record is from RefSeq and is a predicted model, not a curated record. NCBI's taxonomy places the organism in Eukaryota, Metazoa, Chordata, Chondrichthyes, Orectolobiformes, Stegostomatidae. The transcript is spliced from 6 exons. Gene Ontology annotation, cellular component: prefoldin complex; cytoplasm.
UCUGUGCGUAUCGGCCAGCGUCACGUGUGACGUCAGAACGGCCCAAGAUGGCGACCACCAGUGGGAGCGGCGAUGCUAACGCGGCUACGAGCAGCCGCAAGCAUCUGGGUAUUCCUCAGGCCGUGUUUGUGGAAGAUGUCAUUGCAUUUAUGAAACAGCCAGGUAAUGAGACAGCAGACCUAGUGCUGAGGAGGCUAGAUGAGCAAUACCAAAAAUACAAAUUCAUGGAGCUGAAUCUAUCGCAAAAGAAAAGAAGGCUAAAAAGUCAAAUCCCAGAAAUUAAACAGACAUUAGAAAUUUUAAAACACAUGCAGAAGAAAAAGGAUUCCACAGAUCCCAUGGAGACGCUGUUUCUCCUUGCAGAUAAUUUGUAUGCUAAAGCAUCUAUCACUCCUACGGAUAAAGUGUGCUUAUGGUUGGGGGCUAAUGUAAUGCUUGAAUAUGACAUUGAUGAGGCUCAAGCGUUACUUGAGAAGAAUCUGACAACUGCAACCCGUAAUCUGGAAGGACUAGAAGAAGAUCUGGACUUUCUUCGAGAUCAGUUCACCACCACUGAAGUCAAUAUGGCAAGAGUUUAUAACUGGGAUGUUAAAAGAAGAAGCUCUGAAGCAGCUUCUAAGAGUAGCGCAUAGUUCACAAAACACAUUUUUACACAUAGUUAAACUCCAAAACUCACUUUUUUUCUUUAAAAUAUCCACCAAUUUGGCAACAUUUGUGUUUGGAAAGCUGCAGUUAUUUUUGUCUUUGGAAACAAAGCCGUGUUGAAUGUUACUCGCAAGAACAGAUGAGACUGAAACUGCAGUUAUGUGGGUAUACUGGCUUAUUGCAUGCUUAUAAGGCUUUUGUGGAAAUGAAUGAAGUGGAGUACGGGUUCAAAAUGUCAUUACCAGUUUUCACAAGCCACACUUGCUGCAGCUCUGCAGCCCAGUCUUACAGACGCAGUGGAUACCUUGUGUAUCCAUGCAACUGGUUCUUGUUGUGAUACGUGUAAAGAUUUUGUAUGGUUCUAUCAUGUGUUAAUAAACUGCUAAACAGACUAAAACAAGUGUUCCUGCCUUAUUUAAUUCUGUUUUUAACUGUGUAAAUUGUACUGUGAAGAAUGCCAAGUUAAGCAAAAAGCUGUACUUUCUAUCUCAGGCACUUGAUACAGAAUAUUAAUCCUGACAUUAAGUAGUCUGUCGAUUAGGUAGGGAGUAAAACCUCAGCUCCAAACUUUGGAAACUACAUUUUUCCAUAUUACCAAGCUGUGGUCUUUGAGUGAAACUGUCAAUUCUUGAGAAAAGUCAUGUAAUCUCAGAAUUUAGAACCAUUUCAGCCAGUAGCAUUAUUAUAGAGCUGCAGAGGAGGCUGCCAUAUGCCCUAUAGAAUCCACACCAGUUCUUUAAAGAGAAAUUCAUUAAUCCCAAUACCACCUCAUUUCCCCUUCAUCAUGCAGUGGCCACCCGUUCCACCACCAUAUCUGUGCUCUCUUAAAGUCUGCCAUUUUAUUCACUGAUUGCCACACUAGGUUUACUAUCAUCUACACAUUUUGAUUUGGGUACAGGGCACAAAUCAAUGUGUAUCAAAAAUGAUUAUUGUGUAACAAAAAAAUCAGUAGUCUAAAUACUAAACUACGAGGAAUAUCACUCUUUACCUCUGCAAAAAAACACAUGACUGCUCACCGCAAAACAACUUUUCUGUCCUUCAUCUGAUUUUGUAUCCAAGCUUCCAUGCCCCUUUUAUCUCAUGAGCUUCAAUCUUGUGAGCAAUCAAUUUAAUGGUACUUUUGUCAAAAACCUUUUUAAAAUCCAUAUAUGUAACAUUCUGUAAUGUCAUAUCACAAAGUUAUACAUUUACCAUUAAUAAAUAUGGCUCAACUA